ACUGGUAGAUGUUAAAAAUAUAAUCUCUGAAUCACAUUGCUUUAGAUCAUAGACAGAUAGAUAGUGUAUCAAUGGAGGAGGUUUUGAUGGUGUCUGGGCUUGUAGGGACUCAAAUAGUUUUUGCUCUCUAUUUGGUGUUCCUGAACAAAGUCCUUAAUCUUGGUGUUCACCCUCUAUUUCUUGUUGUCUUUAGUAAUCUGACUGGUUCUCUGUUCCUACUUCCUUUUGCAGUUGUUUUGGAAAGGAAAAAAUGGCCAAGGACACUGACUCCAACACUGGGGAUUCAACUUGCAUCUCAGGCUAUAGGAGGAGUUACCGUGUUUCAAACUCUGACGUUGUUGGGAGUGGAGAAAACAUCCCCAGCAAUUGCAGCUGCCAUGCCUAACCUGGCACCUGGCUUCACUUUCAUCAUAGCAGCAUGCCUCAGGUUGGAGAAAGUGGAAAUGAGAUGCAAAUUCACCUGGACAAAGAUCAUCGGAACCAUACUGUGUUUGACUGGAGUUAUAGCAAUGAGCUUCCUGCAAAGCCCUACAACAUCAUCCAAGCUUACAUAUAAAGUAUCAUUAGGUGACAACAAUGAAACGGAAUGGAUCAUUGGAUGUGGCUAUCUCUUCAUUUCAGUGGUUAUAAUUUCUUGCAUCACUGUCUUGCAGGCAGUAACAAUGCAGACUUUCAGGGCUCCAUUCUCCUUAUGUUUCGUUACGUUUUCAGUGGGUGCAAUUUUUACUGCAAUAACUCAAAUUAUUGUUGAAGGAAAGAUGGAAAUUGGUUCUACUGCAAUCAGCCUUACAGGCGUCAUUGGUAUUGUGCUACUGGGAGGUGCAGUGACUGGUGUGUGUGUCACAUUCCAGACAUGGUGUGUCAAACAGAAGGGACCUGUUUUAGUCUCCAUGUUUAGUCCUAUCCAAACAGUUUUUUCGGCAGUUUUUGCUGCUUUAAUCUUGAGGCAACUGAUUAGCAUUGGAAGCACAACAGGAAUUGCUCUCAUGUUUGCUGGUCUUUACAUGUUUCUAUGGGCCAAGAAGAAAGAGAGCUAUCAAGUGCCUGAUGAUAUUGCAAAAGUAACAGUAAAUGAUGUUGAGAAACCUUUGUUGUCAUAGCUUCUCUAUGCAGUAUCUUUGACGCCAAGAUGUGUCAGUGAUGUCAAAAUGUAAUGUACAGAAACUGUUGUUGUUCAAUGAAAAAAAUUCUCUUUUUGUUACCAUUA
Molecule: messenger RNA, 1207 nt
Organism: Dioscorea cayenensis subsp. rotundata (Guinea yam)
Lineage: Eukaryota; Viridiplantae; Streptophyta; Magnoliopsida; Dioscoreales; Dioscoreaceae
Product: WAT1-related protein At5g47470-like
Exons: 7
Coding region: 72-1100 (342 amino acids)
Cellular component (GO): plasma membrane
Molecular function (GO): transmembrane transporter activity
Source: RefSeq, a predicted model, not a curated record